AUGUCCUCCCCUCCCAACGGCAAUCCUAUUCUCAAUGACUCUGAGCAAUCUGAGUCCGAAACCGAGCAAUUCGUCGCACCCGACGAGACGGUUCAGAUGCGGAGAACUCAGAACAUGCAAUUUCAGGACUUACUAACCCGAAGAGUCAGAGAAGACGUUACUAGCCAUACACAACGGGCCAAAGCGGUAGCUGAUGCUCCGGACGAGCAACUCAGCCUAGCUAGUCUCGUAGCAAAGAAAGAUUUGGGACUUGAGAACCUGGAUCCCCGCGCAUAUCAAAUUGAGCUCUUCGAGCGAGCAAAGAAUCGGAACAUUAUUGCAGUUCUUGACACAGGCUCUGGAAAGACGCUUAUCGCAGUGCUCCUGCUCAGGAAUAUAUUGAAGCAAGAGCUGGAGGACCGCGCAAAUGGGAAAAGGCAUCGUGUUUCCGUUUUUCUGGUCGACAGUGUGACUCUAGUCUUCCAACAAGCGGCUGUCCUACGAAACAAUCUGGAUCAGAAUGUGGGCCAAAUCUAUGGUGCCAUAGGAUCAGACCUUUGGGAUGAGGAAAUUUGGCAAGCCCAGCUUACCAAGAAUAUGGCGAUUGUGUGCACGGCAGACAUAAUUCAACAAGCCCUACUCAAUGCCUUCAUCAAGAUGAGCGGGAUAAACCUUCUGAUAUUCGAUGAGGCUCACCAUACCAAAAAGGAACACCCAUAUGCCCGCAUCAUUCGCGAUUCCUAUCUCAAGGAAGACAUUUCAACUCGCCCGAAGGUUUUUGGAAUGACAGCAUCCCCGAUCGAUGCUAAGGUUAAUAUUUCAGAGGCUGCAAGAGAGCUUGAGCUUCUUCUAGAUAGCCAAAUUGCAACCACCUCGAACCUUUCGGCUUUAAGACAAAUCGUGAGGAAGCCCACAGAAGAGAUACGCAGCUUCAAGAAACUAGUUGAGCCGUAUGAAACGGAGCUUUUUAGGAGAAUGAAAGAAAAGUUUGGCGAUAUUAAAGCCCUGGCUCCCAUUUUCGAAUUCUCACGGGCUGCUAGCUCAGAACUAGGAAGCUGGUGUGCUGAUCGAGUAUGGGCCAAAACACUCGUGGAAGAUGUGAUUCCAAAGCUCGAUGCUUGUUUAGCAAAGGAAGGUCUGGAGGGAUCUGCAGACACUUACCAAGUUGAAAGAGAUAUUGAUAAGGCGAAGGAAGCCUGCGAAAUUGUGAAGGCGCACCCCUUCAAAAGUCCUCUAGAGCCCGGGCAGCUCAGCUCAAAAGUGGAGCUUCUGUUGGCCAUUUUAUCUCGUCAUUUUGGCCAUGAAAAAGAAAAAAAGUGUAUUGUCUUCACUAAAAAGAGAAACACUGCUAGGGUACUGCUGGAGUUUUGCGAACAGCUGAAUAUUCCCAAUUUCCGUCCUGGUGUGCUGGUUGGAAUCCGAAAGUCAGACCUCACCGGAGCGACAACCUUUCGGAAACAAUUUCUUGUACUUCUCAGGUUUCGCCGGGGAGAAAUAAAUUGUUUGUUCGCAACAUCCGUCGCCGAGGAAGGCCUUGAUGUUCCAGACUGCAACCUCGUCAUAAGAUUCGAUCUAUAUGACACCAUGAUCCAAUAUAUCCAGAGUAGAGGGCGCGCAAGGCACGUACACUCAAUGUAUAUUCAUAUGGUUGAAAUGGAUAACGAUGAGCACCACAAGCGAAUUCAGGAAGGUCAGCAAGCUGAGAAUGCAAUGAACUCGUUUUGCAGGGCGCUCCCCCAGGAUCGACUGCUCUACGGUGAUGAGAUAAAUGUGGAUAAGUUAUUUGAGAACAAGGGAGAGAAACGGACGUAUACCAUCCAGUCAACAGGAGCCAGACUGACAUAUAGGCACGCUAUGUACGUGCUAUCACGUUAUGCUGAAUCUCUGCAAUACGAAAAGGACAUCUCUACACAAGUCACGUACUUUGUUACUUCAGCGGGAAGCUCUUUCUUUUGCGAGGUGAUUCUUCCUGAGAAGUCCCCCAUCCGAGGAUUAACAGGAGGGACGGUAUCAACGAAAGUGCUAGCUAAACAGUCAGCUGCGUUUGAUAUGUGUUUGUUGUUGCGAAAGAAACAUCUUUUGGAUGAUAACUUUAGGUCUAUUUAUCACAAGCGCCUUCCAGCAAUGCGCAACGCAAAAUUGGCGAUUGUAUCGAAAAAGACGAACAAGUACGAUAUGCUUUGGAAGCCCUCUAUAUGGAGAGAAAAUCAAGGAUACACGCCAGACAAGCUUUACAUAAUGGUGUUUAGCUUUCUUCCUUUACAACCGCUUUCUCGUGAACAUCGCAAUAUUGCGCUUUUGACCCGAGUGCGACUUCCAGUGAUUCCAAACUUCCCUAUUUUCUUGGAAUAUGACAAAGAAACUACCAUCCAAACCACAGUCGUUAACAGUACAAUUUCGGUACUUGACCACGACUUGACUUGCUUGUCUCAGUUUACUCUCGCAGUUUUCAGAGAUGCCUUCCACAAAACAUUUGAGCCCAUAACGGAGACUUUCCCCUACUGGCUUGCUCCAGUCAAUACAGAGAUAUCGAUUGAUAGCCCCAACAUCUUGCCCAAAGAUGUCAUCGACUGGAAGCUCUUGAAUUUCGUGAAUGAGAGACCCGAGAUAAAAUGGUCGAAGGAAAUGGAUCCUGCCGCGCUUUUGAGUUGCUUCAUAUAUGAUUGCUGGGACGGAAGGAGACGCUUCUUUCCACUUAGUAUCGAUCCCUCCCUUCGAGCUUCAGACACACCACCGUCAUAUGUGCCUCCGCGAAAGUGGAUGACGGACAUUUUCAAUUAUUCUUUGAGUCUUUCUAAGAACUCUCGGCAGAAGGUUGUGGACAAGGCCGACUGGGAGCAGCCGGUCUUAAUAGCCGAGUGUGUAUGCCUGCGAAGAAACUUCCUGGACAAGGCAACAGAUGCGGAAAGAGGAGAGCCGACCAGAUCUGUGUUGUGCCCGCAGCCAUUAAUGAUCUCUGCUAUCCCUAUACCCAACGUUACCUCGGCAUUAGCCUUUCCUGCCAUCAUGCACAGGCUUGAGUCAUAUUUGAUUGUGAUGGAGGGCUGUCAGUUAUUAGGGCUAGAGAUAGACCCAAUAUAUGCUUUGGAGGCAUUCACGAAAGAUUCGGAUAAUACUGAGGAUCAUCGCACUCUUCAACUCCAUGUCCAACGCGGGAUGGGGAAAAACUAUGAGCGACUCGAAUUUCUGGGGGACAGCUUCCUUAAGAUGGCUACCUCCAUAGCACUUUUUUGUCAGAACCCAGAUGAUGAUGAAUAUGAGUAUCAUGUCAAUCGGAUGGUUCUCAUAUGCAACAGAAAUCUUUUCAACGCCGCUACAAAGAUUGGUCUCUACAAAUACAUCCGCAGCCGUGGAUUCUCUCGACACGCAUGGUACCCGCCAGGACUACAGCUUCUUCACGGUCGAAAUUUCGUCCGGCACCUUGAGUCUGAAAGUAACCAUAGUUUGGGUGAAAAAACUAUAGCCGAUGUUUGUGAGGCUCUCAUCGCAGCAUCGUUCCUUACAGAAGGAAAGGAACAUCCAUUCGAUACGGCAGUCCAAGCAGUUACCGUUUUCGUUGACAGUGAGAACCACAAAGCAACGUGCUGGAAAGACUACGAAUCCUCAUACACAAAACCGAAAUACCAGUUAAAGGCAGCUGACGCAAAUGAGAAAGAUUUGGCCAAUAAGAUCUUUGAUCUCAUAGGCUAUCGCUUUUCAUAUCCUCCCAUUCUUCGAUCUGCAUUCACCCAUCCUUCAUACCCCUCCGCCUGGGCAAAGGUACCUUGCUAUCAGCGGCUCGAGUUUCUCGGCGAUGCCCUUUUAGACAUGGUCUGCGUGGAUAGUCUUUUCAAGCGUUUCCCGGAUAAAGAUCCUCAGUGGUUAACUGAGCACAAGAUGGCGAUGGUCUCGAACAAGUUCCUUGGCGCACUCGCUGUGAAGCUGGGGUUUCAUCGACACCUUCAGCACUUUAGCAACCCUAUCCAGUCAAGCGUACCACAAUAUGCUGAGGAACUACAACUUGCCGAGGAAGAAAGCAAAGGAGCAAUGGACUAUUGGCUUGGAACGAAGGAAUCACCAAAGUGCUUACCUGACAUGGUCGAAGCAUUCGUCGCUGCCAUAUUUGUUGAUUCUGGCUUCAACUACAAAGUUGUGCAAGACUUUUUUGACACGCAUUUCAAACCAUUUUUUGUCGACAUGACAUUAUAUGACAGCUUCGCCAGUAGGCACCCAACGACUUAUCUCCACAUGCAGCUGACAAACAUUUACGGAUGCACAAACUAUUGCUUGAAAUCAGGGGAGAUUCCUUCCUCAGAUGGUGACCCGCCGCUUAUCUUGGCCGCCGUUAUGAUACAUGGUAUUCCAGUCGGUGAAGACACUGGAACCUCUAGUCGAUAUGCAAAAGUUAGAGCAAGUCACAAAGCUCUAGAUGAAAUCAGUGGCAUGCUACAGCAAGACUUCCGCCGCAAAUUUGGCUGUAACUGUCGCGAAGUGAACGCCAAGGAAGAAAAUGCUGGCGACCUUGGGACUGCGAUAUGA
Penicillium angulare is the source of this 4497-nucleotide messenger RNA. RefSeq lists its product as uncharacterized. Lineage: Eukaryota; Fungi; Ascomycota; Eurotiomycetes; Eurotiales; Aspergillaceae. Gene Ontology annotation, cellular component: cytoplasm; nucleus; RISC complex. The record is from RefSeq and is a predicted model, not a curated record. The coding region runs from base 1 to 4497 and encodes 1498 amino acids. The transcript has 16 exons. Gene Ontology annotation, molecular function: ribonuclease III activity; RNA binding; DNA binding. Gene Ontology annotation, biological process: siRNA processing.